Hypanus sabinus (Atlantic stingray) is the source of this 608-nucleotide messenger RNA. It is a transcript of the gene anapc16, whose product is annotated as anaphase promoting complex subunit 16. Gene Ontology annotation, biological process: protein ubiquitination. NCBI's taxonomy places the organism in Eukaryota, Metazoa, Chordata, Chondrichthyes, Myliobatiformes, Dasyatidae. The record is from RefSeq and is a predicted model, not a curated record. Bases 52 to 366 code for a protein of 104 amino acids. Gene Ontology annotation, cellular component: kinetochore; cytosol; anaphase-promoting complex. The transcript is spliced from 3 exons.
ACCUUACACCGCAAAGUGUAACGGGGUGCGGUUUACGGCAGAGUGUCGGCGAUGGCCGCCUCAGCGUCUUCUUCGUCGUCCUCGGCGGCGGGAGGGGGUUUCCAUGUGUCCGAACUGUCGCCGCCGCGGAAGGUGCUCUUUACAUCGCCCAAGGGAGCGGGCGAGCUGCUGGAAGAUGCCACGGAGAGAUUCCUGUGUGAAGCAGUUUUCAGUUAUCAGGUGGCACACACGUUAAGGCAGGUAAAACGAGAACAGCAGUGCUCACGGAUGGAGAAGCUCGCCAGUUUGGUUGAGGAAUUGGAGGCAGAUGAAUGGCGCUAUAAACCAAUCGAUCAGCUGCUGGGAUUUACGCCUUCCUCUGGAUAAGACUUCCACUUCUUCAUGGUGUUUAUUUCAUAGCUGAAAGCUUAUGCUUCCUGACAGAUUAAAACUAUGAGAGAAAUACCGAUAUUACAUCUGUAAAAUAGUACACGUUUUGAAUAUUGUUUUUAUUAGACAUACUGUACAUGGAAUUCUACAUUCAAAGAGAUUUAUUUGAUUUUUUUCAUGAUACAUGGAACUGCAUGUUAAACUGUUUAAUAAAUUUUGGCCUUACUUUUACAGACUAA